This is a messenger RNA of Diorhabda carinulata, 10559 nucleotides long. RefSeq lists its product as uncharacterized. Lineage: Eukaryota; Metazoa; Arthropoda; Insecta; Coleoptera; Chrysomelidae. The coding region runs from base 224 to 1144 and encodes 306 amino acids. Gene Ontology annotation, molecular function: acyltransferase activity, transferring groups other than amino-acyl groups. The record is from RefSeq and is a predicted model, not a curated record. The transcript is spliced from 6 exons.
UUGGCUCGCCACCAAAAUUGUAGUGGAGGCUUUCGAGGGUAGCUGCAGUACAAGGGGAGCGCUCGGGGGCUGCAGACUUCUCCGCAACCCUUGCGAUUCUUCGAUCAAUGUGCCUCUCCUCAUUUAUUUCACAACUUUAUACAAUCAGAAAAUUAGUUACAGCCCAUACAGUCUCAAACAAUCGAAAAAGGUUUUGAUCAUAAUCCGCUCGUUAUAGCGAGCUAUGGAAGAAGUGCUUUCAGAGGGAAAAAAUUUCAAGUUAGUAAACGAAUCCGAGCUUCCAGAUUUAGUUGAUUUUCUAGCUAAUUAUUUACCCGAUUCUAUCAAGUUUCAUCAAACACUGAAAACGUAUUUGAAAGAUCGCGUUUGGGAUUUUCAUUUUUACGUCACGAAAACGUGGCCAGAACAGGCUGUGAUUUUACAUUUUCCGGGAAUGACCAGAACGCCAAACAACAAAUUAUACGAGAGCUUCAGUGUAUUUUGUCCCUGUGAUCAACUAGACAACAUAAAACUAUUAACAGAAGAAGACGUGUUAAUAGAUUGGACUCAACCUAUUUAUCUUAAUUUCACCCACGCGAAAAUAAUGGAAAAUCUAGAGGAAAUUUAUAGCGAGAAGGGUACAAUGGAGAAACUGUAUGGGGAAGUUUACGGUUUAAUGGAAGACGGUAUUCAAAAUGAGGAAGAUGAUGGUGAUGUGACGAUAUUCGCAGAGGACGCGGAGAUGUUGCAGCUAUCACCCGAGCAUGCUCAAAUGAUUCACGACUUGUACCCGGCAAAUCACAUGGAAUGCGUCGAAGUUUUCGAAAAACUUAUCAAGAAGCUGCCUUGUUACGGUAUAUUUUCAAACACGACGGAAUUGGCGGCGUGGAUGGUCCAAUCGUAUUACGGCGCCAUGUUUUCAAUGCAGACGCUACCCGAAUUUAGGAGAAAGGGAUAUGGACUGAUUCUUGCUAAGUACCUGACGAAAUUGGUAAAAGAACGUGGUUAUAUACCUUUCGUAGUGAUCCGUCCGGAAAACAAUGCCUCGAAAGGUCUCUAUGCAAAGUUGGGUUUCAAAAAAUACUUCGAGACGGUCAGAGCAAUCUUGCGACCCCAUGAGAUGUCCAGCGAUGCCCAAGGCGGAGGGACAACGAACGGUCAUUAAAUAUUAUUUUUGAAAAAAAAAAUUUAUAUUUCAAUUCGACAAAAAUGAUAUGAAAAAUUAGAUUGCGACGCACACGUUUUGAGCUGAAGGCUUCCAAACACUAUUUUUCCUAUUUCAACUUAACAAAAAAUGGAAAUUGCAACUAAAUACGAUUUAUUAGAUGCAUAACACUUGUUUUCAAAAAGGAAAUUAGCUAAACGAGGAAUGUCUGUGAUUUAGAAUAAAUAUCAAGGGGUAUUUUUAGUCUUACAAGAGUUAAAACAAAAAUAAAACGUUGUUCAGUACCACAUAUUAUAAAUAAUAAUGAGAUAGAUAUAUUUUUAUGAAAUCACAAAUAUUUAAGUAUCGAUAAAUUAUAAAAACUGCUAGAUUUUUCUCUACCAUGAUUAUUACAUGAAAAAAUAAGAAUAUUAAAAAAAUUUAUAAGUGAAAAUAUAAUAUAAUUAUAAUUUUAUUUCAGAAAUAAACAUAAUUCAAUAACUGUUUUUAUUUAUUGUAGUAUAUAAAGCUUUGUUUUAUUUAUUUAGCUCAAUUGAAAUAUAAUUAUAGUAGAGAAUAACGAAUUUAAUAAUAUUUCGUUGCAAUUUCCUUGAAAGCUUCAAAUAUAUUAACUUACGAUCAAGUUUUAGCUCAAAUUAAAUCACAACUGAUUCACUGGCAAGUGCAAAAAAAUUGUUUGAUUUAAACAGUUCGGAAUAUGUUAAAAAGUAAAUAGUGUGACACCGGCUUUAGACAUCUCGCUAUUAUACUAGAUAUACUCAAAAAAAAUGAAUAAAAUCUUUAUAGUUUCGUUCUAUAUAAUGUCGAAAGUCGAAUUUCUUUUUUAUGUAUUUCUUUUUGAUUGAAAUGAAUCAGUUAAGUUGUUGUUUUCAUAUUUAACCCUGACCUUGAUGUCAUUAGAACAUAUACAGUCACAAUAUAAAACUUAUUUUCACCAAUAGAAUUAACUCAUAACUGAAGUUAGCUUCUAACCUAUAAAAUUAAUGACGGAUGAGUUUCAAUGUCAUUCUAUAUAAUGUUGAAAGACGAAUUACUUCGUUAUAUAGUUGAAAUAAUAGUAUAUUACACAGCGAAGUGGGAAGAAUUUCAUUACUAUCGAAAGAUUUGAUAUAGUUAACCAAAACGCGAAGCGUUACUGUUGCUAUGUGGCAUGAUGUAAAGACUACAAGGUGUGUUCUUACCGAAGACCAAUUUACGACCUGUCGCCAGCUGACUGAUUUAUAUUUAUUUACAUUAAGUGUAUAGAGUAGUUAUUGAAAUUAAAAUGCAUUCUUGUUCUGUACCUUCAUACACAAAUAACAAUACGAAUUGAAGAGGUAAAUAUAUUAGUUAUUAUAGAUAUUAAAUUACUUGACGAAUGGAAAAAAAGUUUGUGGAGAAAUACAACUUAACCUCCAAUACGGUAAGUGUUUACAAGUUUAUCAUAUAUUUUUUUGGUGGUUGAUUUAACAUUGAUCAAAUAUUAUUGUUUGAAUAGCGAGAAUAUGCUUGAAUCAUUUUAAAAAAAGUUGCUACGUGCAAAAGCCCGAGCAUUUGAUUUUUAGUGGACAAAAAUUUUAUUUGUAUUUUAACUUGCUGCUUACUAUGUGUUUUGUUAUGUUAACACACGAUACAUUUUAUUUAUUAUCUAAUUCUUCUUGUUAAACGAAAAGAUUUAUAAUAUACAUUCUUUACAUGGCAAAAAGUUUUGCAAUCUAUUUAAAAUUAUUGAAUUCACAUUAAUUUGAGCAUUGUUUUUAUUGAAAUAACUUUCAACCAAGCCCAAUAUACCAUAUGCUGAAUUAAUUUUUCAUAGUUUUGUAUCAAAUUCGCUGCUCAACCUUUCCUUCAUAACAAUCUUAAAAUGAAAAAAUUCAAAUUCCCGCAUUAAAUUGAUUGGCCAGAAGAACAAUAUGGCCGAUAGUGGGAAAGGCCCCUCAUUGGCUGUAGCUACCGGCUGCGCAAGAACACAACUUGGAGUCUUUACAUCAUGCUAUGUGGUAAAUAACUGUCACCAAUAUAAAUAAAUAGUUUGUUGUUGGUUUUUUAACCAUUGAAUGGGUAUUAUAAUAUUUGUCAACGUGUUAUAUUUUUAAAUAUAGAAAAGAUUCAUCUAGAAUAGACGAGAAAAAUUUUAACGAUCACAAUAUUUUAAGGGGGGUAGUAGAGGUCUGUAAAAUGACACUUUCUAAUCUUCAAUGACGUUAGUAAUGACAGCAUUGCAUAUAUGGUUGAAAAUAAAAUUGUUUUCAGUUCAACUUUGUCAUUAGAGUACCUAAAAGUUUAUAGUCACAAUAUAAUACUUAUUUUCACCAAUAGAAUGAUCUCGUAACCAAUAAAAGCAUAUAUUUCAAGUACUGAGUACUGAAGUUAGCUUCUAUUAACAUUAACGACGAAUUAAAUUCAAUUUGUUUGUCUUUAAAUUUUUUUGUUGUAAAAAACAAAUAUAAAUAAAACAUUUUUAACAUAUUCCGAAUCUAUUUUUAUCACAAGUAUUAUAAAUCAUUAAUCUACUUAUACUAUAGGUAUGUUCUUUUCAACAGAUCUAUUUACACAAUUAAUUAGCACUGCUACUAGUUUUUUUAUCCGAAGAAGAGGGAAAUGCGCAUCAUCAGUUACUUACCAUCCUGGACCCGCGUUAGCAUUUCACAGAAUGUUUAUUCUUCGCUUGUAUUGCGUUUGCUCCUCCAUUCGUUGUUCUGUGAUCUUCCGUAUCAUAUAUCUACUGUCAUUGGUCUAUGAUCACGACUCUUUCUUCGUUCGUGAUUUCGUUGGCCUUUUACUCGAUACGUAUUUUUGUGUAUACUCUCUUUCGUUCGAGUUCUAGCAGAUCCCGCAAGAGCUAAUACUGCUGGUUUUGAUACUGAUCUGUAUACUCUAAAGCAGCUCUGCGUUAUUCUUUUGCAAAUAUUAACAGUUUCCUUUUGGUGGAAGUUAAUCGAUUGUGUGAUUGUUGAUGCUUUGUCUGCUUCUUUUUCUUAAAUGUUCUACAAAACUCAUUAUCGAGUCUAAUUUGGUCCUAAAUAUUUUAUGGAUUCUUUCGUCUCGAUGGAGAACUAAUCGCUUGGAUAUUAUCAAAUUUUUGCUUGAUUCGAGCUAUUUUCCGUGAUGCUACUAGUAGCAGUGAAAAAUAAGACUCCGGCGUACUGAAGUCAAGUUAGUAUAGUAAAAAAUAUAUUUUUUUUUCUUCUUUUUUGUGAUUUCGUCAUUCAUAUCCUCUUUUUUACUGUCGUUCUGCACUGGUGUGGAUCCGAUGCAGUUAAGGUACUGAUAAAAGAACAGAUCUAUUAUGAGUAAUGUCUAUCGAGUCGUAUUUAUACUACAUAGAUAUCGGAUUCUCAAUUUAUAUCUAAAUAGGGAAUAGAGAAUAUUGUUUACAAAAGUUCGUAGUUCUAGUUAACCUCCAAAUUUUUGAAACUUUCACAAGAAAUUGAUUUCUAAAAUAUGAUUUUUAUUGCAUUUAAUAACUAAUAAUAAUAAAUAAUAAAAAUAAAUAAUUUAGUAGAUUUGUUUGAACUUAACAUGUUGAGUCCCAACCAAAAUUGAUAAAUUUUCCCCAGGAUCUAAAAUUUUUUGGGAAUAGAAAAGGUCCAUAUAUAGUUUAGGGAAUAAAUUUUUUGUAUAUUUUAAUGAUUCUCAAAUACAAAAAACUCAAUGUUCUACAAGUUAUUUGCAAAAUAAUUUUUUUAUAUUAAACAGAUUUUUUGCAUUAUUUAACAUGGUUUUUAAUUUAAGGAUUGAAACUAUUAUUUUUGGUUUUAAUUUUUAAUAUUCUCAAUAAAAUCAUUUCAAACUUGUAAAAAGGAUUUAUAUGGGACGGUUUAAAGGUUUAUUUUACGUUGGAUCUAAUCAUCUAUUUUUCAUAGCUUAUAUAACAUUUUUUUUAUUCCUUGGAUUCCUGUAGAAACACAUACUCACUCGAAUUGUUUCUAAAUAACUAAUAAAAAAGUAGUUUUCCACUUUUGUAAAUAAUAUUCAAAUGUUUUUGAAAAGUAGUCAUAAAACAGAUGCUGUGAGAAAACCAUAUUUUUAUGGCAAAAUUAUUUUUUAAAUGGAAUUACUUUAUUUUUCACUAUUUCACUAAUUACUAUAUUAAUUAUUGACUAUUUCAAAAUAGAGUUUCGCAUACUAUCCUGCAUAUUCUUAUGCUUGAUAAAUUAGUAUACAAUUCUGAGUAUGCUUAGUUUCUGUUAUUUAUUAUGUUAAUCUUUGGUACCUGAAGUACCUAAGACCAUAAACAUGUUUAAAAAACAUUGCAGGAAGAUAUUUCGGUAAGAGUAUGAUGAGCCACCCCAUGAUGAUCAUCAUGGAACUAUACAUACACUAUUGAUGAUACAAGAAAUCGAUUUAUCAUAUCUAUUUUAUGAAAUUUAAAUUUUUUUAUCCAAGAUUGAUAUUAAGUUCUUCCUUUUGAUUCCCCAUUAAUUUAAUCUCAGCACUGUAGAGGAAAUGUCCUAUAUCAGAGACAUUCCAUGAAGUAUUCAUAUCCUGCAUAAAAAUGCCCCCAUCCCUCCCCAACAUAAAUCAAGGAGUCUUUUUCUCUUUACCUAAUAAUAGUUUAUUAUUUGUGAUAGUUAUUCUAUAUUUAUCUGGUUUCCUAUUUUCUCAAUCAUAUUUCUUUUCCUAACAUUUAUCAUAGUUACACUGCAUUCACUUCUCUUUCUAACUUUGCCUGUUAUUCUUCCCCAAUAUACUGAACAUGUAUGUGGAUUACCAUAAUAAAUUAGAGCAAACUUUUAUAAAUUAUUGAAAUGGACUAAUUAAAUGAAUAACAUUGAAAGUAUGCAGGAAUACAAUUAAGAAAUAUUUCAAAAUGUUGCUAGAAUAUUCGUAGAUAUUGAAAAAAACUUAUCACCGAUGCAUAUUGAAUUAAACUUAUGCUUGAAUUGCUUCAAAAUACCUAUUACAUGAGGAAUUUAUCGAGAUCGACAACCUUUUACAAAGUAGAUGAUAUUAAAAUAGCUUUUUGAACUUUUUAUAUAGAAUCUAGACUAGCUUACCUUGUGUAUUGACUGUGAUAGAAUAUUAUUUUCUUGUACGACACCAAAGAGGAAAUAAACACAGGGUAUUCUGGAACUUUUGAAUGGUAGUAUAAUGAACAACAGAUUGUAAGCCUUUUUUUCAGAACUGUAUAAAACACUUUAUAUAGCACAGAAGGUUAAUGGUAAAAAUUAGGUACUAUACUCGAACUUAAAGCAACAUGUCACCAAUAUUUACUUGGUUUACACCAUAAACACGCUCUAAUUACUUGUUACUAAUUACUUAUUACUUGACGAUAUUUCGUAAUAAAUUUUCAAAUUUAUCUCAUCACAAAAAUAAAAUUAAAUAUUACACGAAAGAUUUUAAUUCAGUAUGAUUCAUAACUAGCAGCCAUCUUGUGAAACAUUUAAAAUCUUUUAUUUAGAUAUGAUAAUAAAUGAAUUACUUAAAUGAUCACAUGUAGUGAAAUCUACGAAAUUUUAUUAUCAACGAUUACAACCCGAAUCAUUCAAUACAAAAUAAUUUGACUUGAGUGAACCGUUUAUGUAAAUUGUCCCAGUCAACAAUCAAGUAUCGAUAGAUAUAUCGAUAUUUUUACUCACGCUCGAUUGUAAAAAAACUUGAUAGUUUUAUUUAUUAUUAAAAUACUUAUUCAAGUGUUAUUAGUACAAUUAAAUUAGAAAUUUUUACCAAGUUAAAAAUUUAGAAAUAUAAUAAAACUAAAUUAAAAAUAUCCAUGAUAUAUAUCGAUUUUUUUAUGACAGAAUAUCGAUAUUUUUCACUCAUUACUAUUAUAAUACCAGUUAACGUAUUAGUUUUAUAUCGCGAUGAAUAGACAACGGGUGUCCUGACGACACAAAUUGUUAGGGCAGGUCAGGGAUCACUUUCCAAACAAAGUUUUAAUUGUGUUGACGAUCGUAUAUGUCUAUUGCGUACAUAGUGAUAUUUUUUGGUAGAUGCAUCUUGUCUGUGAUAUUAUUUUCAGUAUUAAAAAUAGUUGGAGACGUACAUAAAACUGUAGAGGCCAUUUUUUAGUUAGUUUUUCGGUCAUAAAUACGCAACUACUGAGAAUAUUUUGAAGUAUGUCUACCAAAAUUAAAUGAAAUGGAACAUGUGACUGAUUUGUAAACUGGCAUGACUUUAUUUCUUCAUAAAUACCAUCCUAAUCAUAAGGCUGUACAAGGUGUUGUGUAAAUAAUAACGUUAUAAGUUUGCGUAAUACAGAGGCGUACAUUUUACUGUAUAUCUUCUUUGGAAAUAGAAAGAUACAAUUUUUGAUGCUAUAUCGACGGUUCGUAAAUUCACUACCCCAUAUUUUAAUUUGUUAGUACAAUUAGGGAUGCAACAUCACUCAUAAAUACCAUCGAUAUUUUGAAAAGUGAAACAUCUAAGUUUAAGAACGAUAUAUCGAUUUUUUUUCAUAUAAAUGAGAUACUAUUUCAUCUAUUUUAAUAAUUAUUUUUAAUGAAUAAUCAUUAUUUUAUAUUAACAAAAAAACAAGGACGUAUUUAUUUUAUUCAAUAAACUAAAUAGGAAAAUCUACUUUUGUGAUUAACAGAGAUAUAUGUUUGUGUGUGAAGUUGACAUCAUUCAUGAAGAACGAUGGUUAUAUCGCUGUUUUAUAUUUCGAUAUGUUUUUCAAACAUCGAUAUAUCGUUUGCAUCUCUAAGUACAAUUGAUUUGUAGUAGUUACAGUUUUGAAAAUCAGGUGAAGUAAUUAGAAGGUUGUAAUAUAAAAAUAUCCUGUGAACAACAGAUGGGCGCAAUAUAAAUUUUUUUCUACAUUUUGUCUAGUAUUUUCGAUUUUUUGUGCUAAAAAAUAUCACUCACUAUUCUUAUGUUCAAAAAAGUCUUCCAAAUUAUCAAGUCACAUAUUUUUAGCAAUAAUCACCAAAGCCUUAUGACUCAACAUACACCAAUUGUAUUAUUAUUAAAAUUAAUGAUUUGUAUACUGUGGAAUCCUUUUAAUAUGUUAAAAAUGAAACAUAAUUUAAUAUUUUACUAUUAUUUUCAACUAUUUUACACUUUUUUGCUCCUUAUAUACAAACAUCUUGUCGAAACUUGUAUCGAGGAGUGGCAGUGAAGUUAGUAAGGUUGUCGAAGUGCUUAAUUUCGAACAAGGAGAUCUGAGAUUUGAAUCCUUUCUUAAAAGAAACAGGUAAGGCUAAUAUAAGCGUUAAAAACAUAUAAAAAGGUCUAAGAACUGAAAAGUUGAAGACCAUUAUUCUACUUGAUAAAAAACUCAUUAUAGUAUACUUAAUAUUUAAGGUAAUUAAUAUUAUACAAUUCUUUUUAGUAGUAUAAAGUUACUAAUCAAUUUUCUUAAAUUUUAGUAGGUAUAUCUGUAAUAUUUUGGGCCCAUCUUUUGUGAAAAAUAUAUUAGAUAUGGAUCAAAUUUGGAGAGUAAACUUUGUGUUAAUGUUUUGAGAAUUUAUUGGAAUAGAUGAGAAACUAAAAUAUGGACUCUAUUUUACAUUCGAGAACACAUGAAAUGAUGGUUUUAGUGAGAACCAGAAAGAUAAUGCAAUUAUUUUUUCCACUGUGAUAAAAAAGCACUUUUUGCUCAAAAUAGAAGUUCGAACUAUAUUGCAUUAUAUUAGUUGAGCACGUGUACGAUUUCCGUGGCGUCAAGAUUUGUAAAUUGAUCCAAAAUAAGUCGAAAAUGAAGAAUUAAAUUUUUUGAUAUCCCUCUUCGUUUUCGUGAUAAUGAUACUUGAAGUCGAAAGAAACCAAACCCCAUCAGAGCUUCGCCUUUGAAAGCAUUCAGAGCAUACUUCUUAUUUAAUAAAGCAAUCUUUUUAAUAUAUUUUUGGAAUAUUAUAGUGAAUUAUGUAAAAAUUGAAAAAAACAAAACUUUUUGAAUUUAAAGCCAUAAAAUAUUUAUUCUAGACAAAGUAUUAAACGUCAUAUAGAAAGAAUAUAGAUCUAAUGUUUGGUUGUUAUUUCAAGUACCAAUAUCUCGAAAACGAAAAAUUAUUUUCUUUAUUUUGUCCAUAAUAAGUCAGAUUACAACGCCACGAAAAUCGUACUCUCCCCUAUUAGUUGCUUAUCUGUUCUCCAAUUACCCAACCAAAGUGUAUUUCAAGAAUUUUCUCAAAAUAUGAAAUAAAAUCUAUAAGGUUACUGCUCUCAUUUCUCAUAUAUUCGAAUAUUGCGUAUAAAUCAAAUUGAGUGUUCAAAAAUCAAUGGUUAGUCGAGGUUCGUCCUAGUUAAGUUGAUCGAAAUGUAAAAAGUGUUACCUCUCAACUGCUAUUAAUUCACCUAAACAUUACGAUUUGUUAUAGAUAAGCGAGAUUUACACAUUUUUAAACACUCCAAAGCACAUAUUACUCCUAAUGCAAUUAUAAAUUUAUUUAAAUUCUAAUGUAAUUGUCAAUAUAAAAUACGAUAUACACAAUUACUAUUAAAGACAGAUAUUACUUCGAUUGUGAGAUGAACUUUUUCAGUAAUCGAUCAUUUUUAUAAUCGAAUUACGUAUUUCAAGGAUGCAUUCCACUAAGCACGGACGACAAUCACGAUCUUUCCCGUUCCACUCAGUCCAAAGCGUUAUAAUCGUAAACACAAGUGGAAUGGCUUACAAUGCGUUUUGAGCGUUGAGAUAAAUAUUAAUGAAUGUCAUAAUAGAAAAAAUAAAACGAAAGCCUUAAGAGGUUAUGUUAUAAUAGUAAGUUAUUAAAUGUUUUAGUUGAGUGAUUAAUUGAUUUAUAUUAAAGUAAAAUCAAAAUAUAUUCUGCGGCGAUAGUAAAAUAUUUGGUGGUGAGUUACAAGAAUGGUUCAAAAGGAUCUCAUACCGCAUCAACUAAUGAGAUUGAUCGACCCACCUCUUGACAAGGGUCGUUGUGAACGUUAGUCAUGACGUCAUAGAGUGACGUAGAACGCCCAAAAGAGUAUUUCAGGAAUGCACCAUAAAUGGAGUGAAAUACGAUCGAUAAAUGUCAACUGUCAAUCACCUUAAUAUAUUAAUUAUUAUUUUUUUUAUGAUGUACAAUAGUCUAGGAAUAUAUAGUUUUCUUAUUGGAGAGCGACACUUUUUAACAGCAAUUCGUGGUAUUCCAUAUCUAUUUGUAGUAAAACGUAGGAUUGAUAAUAAUGUUUGAUUUAUCUGCAAAGUAAACAUGACAAUUCGUCGUCAAGAAAAUGAGUGAUAAAAUCGGUUGGGGUGAAUUUGAUUCUAAGGUUUAGUGCUAAAUUAUUUUAUUCAUUUUACAGUAGGUAAGAGAAUGUCAAUUCUUUUUAAUAAUAUUUUAUUAAGAUAAUUUAUUCCUGUUUAGUGGUUGCGUGUGUGUGUGUAUAAAAUCGAAUAAAAAAUUAUCAGACUUUUUUAGCACUAUACUACUAGAAUUAUAUUAUUUUAUGUGAUUUAUACGUAGAAAUAUUGGUUUGUAUCUACUGAUUUUUACCCUAUGGUUUUAUAUUUUCAAAAGUUUGUAUUGAAAAUUAUAUUUUGGAAGUAUGA